AUGGCGGCACGAUAUGAAAGCGAUUCGGACGAUAGUAUUCCUGAGAUAGAUAUAUCACUUAGAGUUAAUGUACAGCCCUACCAGUACGAACCAGUUGUACUGCGCGACACAUCCCCACUACCGGAAAACGAUAGUGAGUCAGAAAUCAGCGAGGAUCAAUCGGACGAAUGCCCUUCACCAUCUGAUAUGCAAUGGUGCUCGUGUGGUAAUUGCAUCGCAAUGUCCACAAGAAGGGAGUCUAAAUGUUGCCAUGCAUUCAGUACGAUUGUACCGAGGCUUGAAGAAAUGGGCGUGUCCUGCAUCACGGAUCACGUGGGUUUUGUGGCAAACUGUCACAACAGAUGGGUUUUGGAAACGUCCUAUUACGAGUACAUUCAAGAUAAUGGUCCCUUGGAGGAGGGGGAAUUGAUUCACAGCUCUGGAGGUUCUGCUUUUUUGUUUUGGAAGAGGAGGGUCUGA
Molecule: messenger RNA, 459 nt
Organism: Ostrea edulis (European flat oyster)
Lineage: Eukaryota; Metazoa; Mollusca; Bivalvia; Ostreida; Ostreidae
Exons: 3
Coding region: 1-459 (152 amino acids)
Source: RefSeq, a predicted model, not a curated record